AUGGAUUCAGAAUCAGACAUAAGCUUCGAUUAUGAAGAUGGCAUUGAUGACGACGUCUACUUCAGCGAAGGCGAGGUGCUGAUCUCAGACACACCCUACGAUCACGACGAGAAGACUUACCAGGAUGAGUCGCUAAUUCAUUCGCCCAACCAACUCAGUGGGUUCUGGUUCCGCCCGCUCGGAUUGGGUUGGUACAUCCACGAACAUUUUGUGUCUAGAGCCAACCAGCUCCAGAGUAUACUUCCGAACUUCACUAUCGAUGAACUACUUGUGAUGCUACAGUACAAGAAGUGGCUGGUGGAUGAGGUUACAGGUGACUACUAUGUGAAUUGGCCCAAGCUACGUGAAGGUUGUGGACUCACAGACACUCGAGACGAGGAUCAUUCCAUAGUUAGUGUGCUGGACUUUAUGUGCUUUAUUUGCUGUGAAUCUGGGAACAUGCCGGUGUUUCUGCUCUCGUGUAACCACCAGUACUGCGCUGAUUGCUACUCCCAAUACGUGAAUUGCAGUAUAGCGCAGGGUGGAAUUAUCCGGUGCAUGCAUUUGGAUUGCAACUUGAGUUUACUUCCAAAGGACAUUGAGAUGUUGAUGUCUCACAAGGCAGAAGUGGGCAAGAAGUUAGAGGCGGAACAAAAGAAGAAAGAAGAAGAAGAAGAACAGGAACAGGAACAGGAAGAGGACAAUAGGGAUUUUGAGGAUAAUAGCGAUUUUGAUGAUGACACAGAUACGGAGGAAGAAUACGAUCGGCAGUUCGAGAAUGUCGAUUUGUCCCAACGUUUUCUCGUGUUAGACAAAGAGGACAAGAUCCUCACCAAUAAGGCAUUGAUCAAUGCGGCACGUGUAAGAAUUGAUAUGCUACCCUCUCGCUAUAGGUGGUGUCCUGCUCCAGACUGCAGCAGCUUUGCUGAGUUGGUGGUGAAUGCGAGAACCUCCUCGUACGACAGAACCACAUCGUGUGAUCUCCUGUGCAUACCCAUCGUCACAUGUGCCAGCUCCCAUGAAUUCUGUUUUGACUGUCUGUACGAGAAUCAUCUUCCAUGUCCCUGUUGGUUGGUUACUGCCUGGGUAAAGAAAUGUAAAGAUGACUCUGAAACUGCUAAUUGGAUUGAUGUCAACACACAGGCGUGUGUCAAGUGCUUUACGCUGAUUGAGAAGAAUGGUGGUUGUAACCACAUGACAUGUAGCAAGUGCAAGUAUGAAUUCUGCUGGAUCUGUCUCGGUGACUGGGCGGAACACAACUCGUCAUACUACAAGUGCAACCGUUACGUGAAACAGGAUGAGGACGCGAAGAAGAAGAGGUCGGAAAAGGAAGACUCUCUCAAUAGAUAUUUGCAUUUCUACAAGCGUUUUACUGUUCAUCAGAAUUCAAUGAAUGGUGAUCAGCAUACUUUGAAUAGUGUGCAUCGCUACAUGCUCAUGUACAUGAAGCAACAGAAGUUUAGUUCCAAGAAGAUGGCUUCUUGGAAUGAUAUUCAGUUUCUUUCAGAUGCUAUUCGAAGCUUGACGAGCGGGAGGAAAACGUUGAUGUGGACAUACGCCUUUGCAUUUUAUCUAAAAAAGUCGAAUCUCUCUGAAAUUUUCGAGAGGAUGCAAGACUAUUUAAACCUGACGGUGGAGGAAUUGUCUGGACUUUUCGAGAAAAUCGUAAGGAGGAUAGGAGAUGCUGUGGGCAACAUUGCAAAGUACAAGAAGGAUAUUGUCAAUUUGGCUGCACUUGUAAGUCGGAGGAAGCAAUUGCUUAUCGAGUGUGCCCAUAGUGAGCUACAGCUGGGCUGUUUGCAGUUUUUCAAUUAG
Sungouiella intermedia is the source of this 1794-nucleotide messenger RNA. Lineage: Eukaryota; Fungi; Ascomycota; Pichiomycetes; Serinales; Metschnikowiaceae. The record is from the annotation of a GenBank genome assembly.